AAUGGCCUCUUUAGUCUAUAGCGGCUUUCAAACUGGUGGAGAUGAGGGCGGCGACCAAUGGAACGAAAAGUCAUCGAGUCGACUCUGUCUCGUCCGCGUCGGUCCCACACUCGAAUUAGCAAAUCAGAAAUUUGUAAAAAUUUGUUCGCGGGGAACCCAUCGCUUGCUCAUUUGGCGACUUUACUCCCACAAUUCAUCUUUUGCAAAUGACCCGCCUCUCCUUCUUCCCCAAGAAACUCGAUCGAUCAUCAAUGACCCAUCUCCAUCUUCAUCUUCUUUGACAAUUUUUGAUUCCUUGAUCUUCAUUUGCUUUGACCCUUUUUCUCAGUUUCUGAAUAACACCAAAAUUAAAGCGUUCAAAUCAGAUCACCCCUUUUAGCUGUAGGUAUGGUACUCCCGUUAUUGAAGCUCGGAACCCUGGCUUUGAAAACUCUGAGCAAGCCGCUCGGAAAUAGGCUCAAGAAACAAGCUGCGUUGCACCCCAGAUUUAGGCAGUUCAUCAUAAAUGUGGCCCAGAUUAAUCACCGGAUGUCGACGCAAAUGCAAAGACGCAUAUAUAGUCAUGCAACUGAUGUAGAAAUUCGCCCUCUGGAUGAGGAGAAAGCAGUUCAGGCUGCUGUUGACCUGAUUGGCGAGGUUUUUGUCUUCUCGGUAGCAGGAGCAAUAGUGAUAUUUGAGGUUCAGAGAAGUGCUAGGUCAGAAGCCAGAAAAGAAGAAGUACGCAGACAAGAAAUGGAGGCACUGAGGCAAAGAGACGAAAGCUUAUCAAUAGAAAUGGAACUUUUGAAGCAUAAACUUGUAGAAUUGGAACAAGCAGCCAAAGGACGAGGUCUUGGUGGUAUUUUGAACUUCAAACAUGCUCAUUCAGAAAGUGGGACUUCAACAAAGGCCGCUUGAUUAUGUUGCAAGUUUGUCCACCAAGGGAUGUGAUUUGAUCAACAUGCUCUUGAAAAAUGAAGGUGUAUUUUCCUAAUUCUUUUGACAUUGCACCAUUUUUGGACCCUUUGCUUUUGGUAUUAGUAUUUACAUCUGUAUAUGAAUAUUAUUCCAAUAAAAAUUCUUUCUGUCUCCCUGCGAUAAUGGGGUGUAACUGUUCAAGUAUCUAGUAAAUGAAAACUUUGCCUAUGCUGCCUCUAA
Molecule: messenger RNA, 1137 nt
Organism: Benincasa hispida (wax gourd)
Lineage: Eukaryota; Viridiplantae; Streptophyta; Magnoliopsida; Cucurbitales; Cucurbitaceae
Product: Optic atrophy 3 protein (OPA3)
Biological process (GO): regulation of lipid metabolic process
Cellular component (GO): mitochondrion
Source: RefSeq, a predicted model, not a curated record